UCAGGGCCCAGGGGGCCCGGGAAAGCGGAGCCACAGAGAAAGCGCCUUAAUAAAGAGUCGUGUCAAGUGAUUGGCUGUGACCUCUGCCCUCCUAGCCUCGCGCCCGGGGCUCCAGCUUAACCCUUCGUUGUCCGUCCAGUGCUUGGGGAGGAAUGAAUGAGUUGCCUCGUGCUCGCUCACUUCAGGCGUCCCCAGGCACUAUUCGAACCCAGGGCUGAGUCAGGGGGUGGAGGACAGAGCGGUAUCCCCCAGUCGUCCAAAGGAACGCUUGAAUUCCAAGCUGUGCCACCGGAUUCAGUUCAGGCUCCAGUGGCGUCCGAGUCCGACUGCCAGUUGCAAGGCCCCAGUUACUGCUCUAGCGGGGUCUCCAGAUGUCUGGCGCCGAGCUGUCCAGAGCACCGAGUUUGGUAGAGGGCUAGUAGGAACUGGUGAAACGGGACCUGCAUUCGCCCUGCAGACCGUGAGACCGGAGCAUCCAUGACCAGGCGAGGCGUGCCCUGUUCUUGCCAGAGGCACAAACCUUGUGCUUGUCUUCUGACGCUUGCCCGUCCGCCUACUGUUGCGGGAGAAGGGUAUUUUGGCCCCUAGAGAACCCUAGACCCACCCACGUGCUUCUUAGAAGCAGGCGGGAUUCCGGAAAGGAUAGGGGUGAGGUGGCCACAGAGCAGGGCCCCCAGGUGGGGUGGAGGGCGGGGCGGGGGCGGGGCCGCCUCAUGCACCAGCUGGGUAUAAAAGCCUAGAGCUCCGGCGCCCAGCAGCUUUGCAAUUGUCUUCCACACGGCUCGGACUCCGUGUGGAAGGAUUAAUUCCUCAGAGGGGGCAACGAAGUAUCUUUGGGCUAAAGGACUCAGCGUCCAGUGCUCCAGCUGAGGAUCUAAAGAGAAAGCCACCUCACUGCCACCAUGCCUAACUUUUCUGGCAACUGGAAGAUCAUCCGAUCGGAAAACUUUGAGGAAUUGCUCAAAGCCCUGGGGGUGAAUAUGAUGCUGAGGAAGAUCGCUGUGGCUGCAGCAUCCAAGCCAACAGUAGAGAUCAAACAGGAGGGUGAGUCUUUCUACAUCAAAACCUCCACCACUGUUCGAACCACGGAGAUUAACUUCAAGAUUGGCGAGGAAUUUGAGGAGCAGACUGUGGAUGGGAGACCCUGUAAGAGUUUGGUAAAAUGGGAGAGUGAAAACAAAAUGGUCUGUGAGCAGAGGCUUCUGAAGGGAGAGGGCCCCAAGACCUCCUGGACCAGAGAACUGACCAAUGAUGGAGAGCUGAUACUGACCAUGACAGCAGACGACGUGGUGUGCACCAGGGUCUACGUCCGAGAGUGAGUGCUGCCAAGAGCUGCCAGAGACUUCUCUCCUCCCCACCCCAGGCCACUGAGCCUGUCUAUCUUACAAGCUAGCUGUCCCCUUACACCUGAGAGUCACUGCUUCCUCCAGGGCCCUUUGUUCUUUGCCUCCUCUAUGCCAGAAAGGGACAGACUACAAAAGCCCAGAACCCCUUCCACCAUCAUGUUCCCCUCCCCAGGUCAGCUCCACACCAGGGUCCUUCCUGGAGGAGACUCUCUCUGACCUCUAUCCUCGU
This is a messenger RNA of Cricetulus griseus (Chinese hamster), 1575 nucleotides long. The record is from RefSeq and is a predicted model, not a curated record. NCBI's taxonomy places the organism in Eukaryota, Metazoa, Chordata, Mammalia, Rodentia, Cricetidae.